AUGGGAAAGAAAUCGAAGAAAAAUCGUUUCAAUCAGAGCGUAGAUGUCGACAUUGUGUAUUCAAGCAACACAAUAGCUGAAAUGGACCCAACAGACAACCUAGCAGAGCUCAAUUUAUCGUCUGAAAAGGCUGAAGAACUUCAAAAAAUCAGAGCAAAAUUGCCAACAUUCACAUCAACAUCUUCAGUUGAAAGCGAACUGGCGAAGCUACCUAUGGAAAAGCCUUUUAGGGCAUUUGUUUACAAUGUAUCGUAUUCAGCUACAGAACAAAACGUCGCUGAUUUUUUCUCCCCGCUCAAGGUUACAAACAUUAAUAUUGUCGGUGGGGAUGGUGGGUCUCGUGGUUUCUGUUUUGUUGACUUUGCAAGUCGAGAUGACUUAGCAAAAGCUCUUGAACGCUCUGAUUCAUCUCUGGCUGGUCGACAAGUCAAUGUCCGCAUUGCUGCUCCAAAUAAUUCUGAGCGAGGUGGGUUCGUACGUGAGAAGAAUUAUUGCUCUGGGAUGCGUCGUAGUGAAAUGGCUUUUGAGCGCCAGCGAGGUGGCUACAGACCUGUCGCUCCUCGAGAUGAUAGUGAAGAUGUCGAAUCAAUUUGGAAGAGAGGUUUCGUCAGUCGUACAAGCAUCUUUGGGUCACCUGGGUUGACACCACUAAAUCAAGGUCAGCUGUCUUUGGAGCCUAACCUUAAACCAGCUGUAACAGGAGAGCGACCGAAGCUUAAUUUACUACCUCGCUCUGCACCACGAGAUUUAAAUGAACUAUCUGGACGCAACUCAAAGAUUUUUGGUGAGGCUCGACCAGUAGAUACGGCUAGUAAAAACCGUGAAGUUGAGCAGCGACUAACUGCAACUGAUCAAACUAGUGUAUUUUCUACUAAUCCUUAA
Molecule: messenger RNA, 882 nt
Organism: Schistosoma guineensis
Lineage: Eukaryota; Metazoa; Platyhelminthes; Trematoda; Strigeidida; Schistosomatidae
Source: the annotation of a GenBank genome assembly